AUGGCACCUAGACUCCCUCCGCCACCUCAACCUAACGAGCCUGAUACGUCCAACAGCACUAGGUUGUUGGAGACGGUAAUUGGUAUACUGCAGCAACAGAAUAAUACGUUGAUGGAGCAGAACGCCACUCUGAUGCAGCAGAAUCAGAACGCCAUGCAGAGUUUGGAAGCCUCUCGAGCCAACUCUGAGACGACUCAACGGCAAUUGAUGGAAAUACUGGCUGCUACUAGGGGCGCGACAGGAGCGUCCUCUUCCAACGCUGCCCAGCCUACUGCUGAAUGGAGUUUAGAAAGUUUUCUCCAACACCAUCCGGCCAAGUUUAAUGGAAAAGUUCUUCCGGAUGAAGCAGAUCAGUGGCUCAGGGAUAUGGAGCGGAUUUACAACGCUAAGAGGUGUCCGGAUGACAACCGAUUAGCCUUUACUGAAUACUUUCUGACUGGUGAAGCAAGUCACUGGUGGACGAGCAUGAAGGCAAUCUUGACGGACGCUCAUAGUCCCGUGACUUGGGCAGUUUUCAGGGCGAAAUUUUACGAAGAAUAUUUCCCGGACAGCGUACGUUUUGCUAAAGAAGUGGAGUUUCUACAAUUGGUACAAGGGGGAAUGUCUGUCUCGGAGUAUACUAAUAGAUUCAAGCAUUUGGUCCGUUUUAACACCAUGGCUACGAGCGAAGAAUGGCAAUGCAGGAAGUUUGAAAACGGGCUGAGGAGCGACUUGAAGGUAUUGAUAUCCAGCUUGUGCAUUAGGUCAUUCCCUGCUAUGGUUGAGAGGGCUAAAGUGUUAGAGAAGAAUGUGGCUGAGGCCGAGCAACAGAAGAAGCAACAGUUGAGCAGAGUGCCGGUUUUGUCAAGGAAUACUUCUACUGUGAGAAGAACCCCGUACGUUCAUCCAACCCAACCCUCGGGUGGAUCCCAAGCCUUGGCUACUGUCGGCCAAUCUGGACAGCCAAGGAGUCUGACAUGUUUCCAGUGUGGAGGACCGCACUUUAGGUGGGCUUGUCCUCAACUGAAUGGUGGAAAAUACUGCACUAAGUGCAGAAGGAGCGGACACUCGGAUCAAGAGUGUAACAUGGGAGGCCGUGCAGUAGCAAGACCGCCGAACGCUGAAAGAACACAGCAAGGGAGAGGGGGACGUGCGCAGGCAGUUGGACGAGUGUAUGCUAUCACGGGUGCUGAAGCUGCUAGUUCAGGUACACUCAUCAUCGGUAAUUGUUUGCUGUUUGGAAAACCUUGCUGCGUGUUAUAUGAUUCGGGGGCAACUCAUUCCUUCAUCUCGAAGGCGUGCUUUGAAAAGCUGAGGUUAGUGGAGAGUGAAUUACAGUUCGACUUGGUGGUGUCAACCCCAGCGGCUGGUGGGAUUAGAACAUCUACGGGUUGUUUUAGAUGUCCUAUAGAAGUUGAGGGACGUAGAUUCAAAGUUAAUCUCAUCUGCUUGCCUCUUCAAGGUUUAGAGGUAAUUUUGGGGAUGGAUUGGUUGGCUACCAAUCACAUUCUCAUAGAUUUUGGUAAGAAAGAGUUAGUCUUUCCAGAUGAAGGAGAAGAGGAGUUCUCAGUGACGCUCGGUCAGCUGAAGGAGGAUAUAGUAGAGGGCGCCCACUGUUUCCUGAUAAUGACGCAUUCAGAUGAAGAAUUGGUAGGAGUGAAGUGGGGACGAUCGUCGCAAGAUGAGUCGAAUGGAGGACGAUCGGUAAUUGAAGAGUUUCCUGAAGUCUUUCCAGACGAGAUACUUGGACUGCCUCCUGUUCGUGAGGUUGAAUUUACGAUCGACCUGGUGACAACAGCAGCGCCAAUAUCGGUUCAACCAUAUAGAAUGUCGUCUGCUGAAUUGGUUGAGCUCAAGAAGCAGAUUGAAGAAUUAAUGGACAAGCAGUUUAUCAGGCCGAGCGAUGGCAGCUCUAGACUUUGCAUUGACUACCGGCAGCUUAAUAAGCUUACUAUCAAGAACAAGUAUCCACUUCCGCGGAUUGACGACCUACUGGAUCAGUUGCAGGGAGCGAGCGUAUUCUCAAAGAUAGACUUACGCUCGGGCUAUCAUCAGAUUCGGGUGAAGGAAGGGAACAUUCAGAAGACGGCCUUUAGGUCUCGUUAUGGGCAUUAUGAGUAUGUGGUAAUGCCGUUCGGGGUGACGAACGCGCCAGCGAUCUUCAUGGACUACAUGAACCGGAUAUUCCGACCCUACCUGGACAAGUUCGUAGUGGUCUUCAUUGACGAUAUCCUGAUUUACUCCAAGAGCCAUGAAGAGCAUGAGGAACAUUUGCGGGUCGUGCUUGGAGUGUUGAAGGAGAAGGAACUGUACGCCAAGUUGUCAAAGUGUGAAUUUUGGAUGAAGAGCGUGCAGUUCUUGGGGCAUGUUGUGUCAACCGAAGGAAUUUCUAUGGACCCGGCAAAAGUACGAGUGGUUUUGGAGUGGGCGAGUCCGCAUUUGGUUACAGAGGUGCGGAGCUUCGUUGGUCUUGCAGGCUAUUAUAGGCGUUUUAUUGAAGGUUUUUCCAAGAUAGUAGCACCACUAACACAGCUCACGCGCAAGGAUCACCCGUUCGCUUGGACCGAUCGGUGUGAAGAGAGUUUUCAGGAGCUUAAGCGGAAGUUGACGAGCGCUCCGGUUUUAGUGAUUCCGGACACUGCCAAACCAUUUGAAGUCUACUGUGACGCCUCUCAUCAAGGUUUGGGCUGUGUGCUGAUGCAAGAGAGACGAGCAGUGGCAUACGCUUCUCGACAAUUGAAAAUUCACGAGAGGAACUAUCCGACACACGACCUGGAGCUGGCAGCGGUCAUUUUUGCUUUGAAAAUUUGGAGACAUCAUCUGUACGGAGCUACCUUUCAGAGGAGGUGGCUUGAGUUUCUAAAGGAUUAUGAGUUUGAGUUACUCUACCAUCCGGGGAAAGCUAACGUAGUGGCGGACGCACUAAGCAGGAAGUCGGUUCAUGUUUCAGUUAUGAUGGUGAGGGAACUCAAUCUGGUGGAGAGCUUUAGAGACCUAAGGUUGCAGUUCGAGUUGGAGCCGAACAGUAUUAAAUGCUGCACCCUCAGAAUAGCAAGUGAUGUGUUCGACCGGAUCAGGAUGAAGCAAAGGGAGGAUGAAGACUUGGACAUGCGUCCCGAAUGA
Messenger RNA from Vigna angularis (adzuki bean), 3102 nucleotides. RefSeq lists its product as uncharacterized. NCBI's taxonomy places the organism in Eukaryota, Viridiplantae, Streptophyta, Magnoliopsida, Fabales, Fabaceae. The transcript is spliced from 4 exons. Gene Ontology annotation, molecular function: zinc ion binding; nucleic acid binding. The record is from RefSeq and is a predicted model, not a curated record. Bases 1 to 3102 code for a protein of 1033 amino acids.